AUGGAUGAUGACUUCCUCUUGGGAUUGGGCGAGCUUCCGGAAACAUUCCCGUCGGAUCCGCCCGAGCCCCUCCCCCACUUCCUGAUGGAGCCUGAGGACGCUUACAUUGUCAAAAACAAACCUGUCAAUCUUUACUGCAAGGCCACACCCGCCACCCAGAUCUACUUCAAAUGUAACAGUGAGUGGGUCCAUCAGAGAGAGCACGCAGUGGAGGAGAGAGUGGAUGAAACCUCAGGCCUGGUGGUGAAGGAGGUGAGUAUAGAGGUGGCGCGGCAGCAGGUGGAGGAACUCUUUGGACUGGAGGAUUACUGGUGUCAGUGUGUGGCCUGGAGCUCAGCAGGGACCACCAAGAGCCGCAAGGCCCACGUGCGCAUCGCCUAUCUCAGGAAAACGUUUGAACAGGAGCCGUUGGGGAAGGAGGUGUCUCUGGAGCAGGAAGUUCUUCUGCAGUGUCGACCACCUGAGGGAAUACCUGCCGCUGAGGUGGAGUGGCUGAAGAAUGAGGAGGUGAUCGACCCUGCUGCUGACCGAAACUUCUACAUCACCAUCGACCACAACCUCAUUAUUAAACAGGCCCGCCUGUCAGACACCGCCAACUACACCUGCGUCGCCAAGAACGUCGUCGCCAAGAGACGCAGCACCACGGCAACCGUCAUAGUAUAUGUCAACGGUGGUUGGUCCACAUGGACAGAGUGGUCUGCGUGUAACAGUCGCUGUGGGCGGGGAUUCCAGAAACGUACACGCAGCUGCACCAAUCCAGCGCCUCUAAAUGGGGGAGCUCCCUGUGAUGGACAGGCCAUCCAGAAACUGGCCUGCACUUCACAAUGCACAGUGGAUGGCGUGUGGACAGAGUGGAGUAAGUGGUCCUCCUGUGGAACAGAGUGUAGUCAGUGGCGCAGACGUGAGUGCAACGCCCCAGCACCCAAAAACGGCGGGAAAGACUGUGAGGGAUUCGUACUACAGUCCCAGAACUGUACCAGUGGACUCUGUCUACAAACUGCCCCGAGUUCGGAUGGUGUGGCUCUGUAUGUUGGUGUCGUCAUUGCAGUUCUCUUAUGUCUGCUCAUCUCCGUCAUCGUUGCGUUGUUCAUCUAUCGUAAAACUCACCACAGCUUCCACACAGAGAUCCAGCCGGUCAACAUCAAAACAGCCCGCUCAGCAGAUAUGCUAAGUGCCCCUCCAGACCUGACUAAUGCAGGUGCGCUGUACCGUGGUCCAGUUUACGCCCUGCACGAUGUGGCCAAUAAAAUCCCCAUGACUAACUCUCCCCUGCUGGAGCCACUCCCCAACCUGAAAAUCAAAGUCUACAACUCCUCUGACCUGGUGACCCCUCAGGACGACCUCUCUGACCUCUCCUCCAGACUGUCUCCCAGCUCCGCACCCUCCCCGCCAGAUGGCGUUAACAUGCCGGGUCAAAUGCUCGCUCGCUCACGUGACCCCACCUGCACCGCCCACGGAUCAUUCAACUCACUGGGGGGUCACCUUAUUGUCCCCAACUCAGGUGUUAGCUUGUUGGUGCCAGCUGGAGCCAUCCCUCAGGGCCGUGUGUAUGAGAUGUAUGUGACAGUGCAGAGGGCAGAGAGCACGAGGCCGUCAGUGGGGAGAGAUGAGGCCAUGUUGAGUCCAGUGGUGAGCUGUGGCCCCCCCGGCGCCCUCCUCACGCGGCCCGUCAUUCUGACUCUCCACCACUGUGCCGACUCUCACACACACGACUGGCAGAUUCAGCUCAAGAGUCAGCGCCAGCACAGCCAAUGGGAGGACGUGCUGGUGGUGGGUGAGGAGAACCUGUCCCCAGUGUGUUAUGUUCAGAUGGAUUCGGAGUCGUGUCACAUCGUGACGGAGUGUGUGUCUUCGUACUGCCUGCUGGGUCGACCUGUGAGCCCAAACACAGCCAAGAGAGUGCGACUGGCCCUGUUUGGACCCAUUCACUGCUCCUCACUGGACUACUACAUCAGACUGUACUGUCUCAGUGACACACAGGACGCACUCAAGGAGGCUCUGUUGAAGGAGAAGCAGAUCGGGGGAAUGCUGUUGGAUGAACCAAAGAGUCUGUGUUUCAAGAACAGUGGACACAACCUGCGUCUGUCCGUCCACGAGCUCCCGCCCAACCUGUGGAAGAGCAAACUGCUCGCCAAGUACCAGGAGAUUGCAUUCUCCCAGGUGUGGAGUGGGAGCCAGAGAAUGCUACAUUGCACCUUUAGCCUUGAGCGCUACAGUGCUAGCAUCACCCAGCUCACCUGUAAACUGUGUGUGAGACAGGUGGAGGGGGAGGGGCAGAUCUUCCAGCUCAACACCCCUCUGACUGAGGACGGUCCGAGUAUUGACACAUCCCUGAUGGAUCCUAGCAGUAAUAUCACUGCACUGGUUGGACCAAGCGCCUUCCGAAUCCCUCUCUCCAUCCGACAGAGACUGUGUGGAAGUUUGGACGCUCCGCACACACGCGGGAACGACUGGAGGAUACUGGCACACAAACUCAAUCUGGACAGAUGUCUGAACUAUUUUGCGGCGACGUCGAGUCCGACAGGUGUGAUUCUUGACCUCUGGGAGGCUCAGCACUUUCCCGACGGCAACCUGAACCAACUGGCCGCCAUCUUAGAGGAGAUGGGUCGUCAUGACAGCACAACAUCCACCACAGCAACUGAACAGCGAACAGGCGAAAACUGA
Chanos chanos (milkfish) is the source of this 2664-nucleotide messenger RNA. It is a transcript of the gene unc5ca, whose product is annotated as unc-5 netrin receptor Ca. Lineage: Eukaryota; Metazoa; Chordata; Actinopteri; Gonorynchiformes; Chanidae. Bases 1 to 2664 code for a protein of 887 amino acids. The record is from RefSeq and is a predicted model, not a curated record. The transcript is spliced from 16 exons. Gene Ontology annotation, molecular function: protein binding; netrin receptor activity. Gene Ontology annotation, cellular component: membrane. Gene Ontology annotation, biological process: netrin-activated signaling pathway; axon guidance.